Pseudopipra pipra is the source of this 1392-nucleotide messenger RNA. RefSeq names its product basic proline-rich protein-like. The record is from RefSeq and is a predicted model, not a curated record. The annotation marks the transcript as partial. Lineage: Eukaryota; Metazoa; Chordata; Aves; Passeriformes; Pipridae. The transcript has a single exon.
AUGCAGCAUGAGUUGAACGACAACAACCUCCCAACUGAGCCGACAUCUGUGACAGCUCAUGAGGCAGCAAGUGCCGGUUGGCAACGCCUGCUGCCUAAAACGGGGCGGAGUUAUUACCCGCGCCUGUGGAAACAGCGACCGGCACUAACUGCACCAGAACAGACACAAACCCCAAGAGCCCACUGCCACAUAUAUACCCUUAGGAAAACCUCAGAAGGAGGGAGUAAAGGUGCUUACACACCUGUGGUGCUUCGGGGUCGGCGGGCGGCUCUCCCGCGACGGCGCUGCUGCUCGGACUCGGCUUCUCGCAGGGCUCCCCGGCCACCAGCUCCUCCGCGGGCACGAUGGGCAGCGGCGGCGGCGGCCAAGCGGCCUCGGCGGUCAAGCGGGGCGGCGCCGCCACGCACAGGUUGUAGGAGUAGGGCAAGGUGCCCUCGCAGAAGUCGGCCGGGAAGGCGGCGCCGGCCAGCGACAAGCGCUGCGCGCCCAGGCAGCGCAGCACGGCGGGCGGCCCGGCCCGCCGCAGCCGCGCCAGCACGGCCAGCGCCACGCUCAGCACCAACAGCGCCGACAGCAGCGCCAGCGCCAGCACCAGGUAGAACUGCAGCUCGCCCGCCGCCUCGGCGCCCGCCGCCCGCUCGCUCAGCUCCGGCAGCGCCUCCUGCAAGCUCUCGGCCAGCACCACGUGCAGCGUGGCCGUGGCCGACAGCGCCGGCUCGCCGUGGUCCUUCACCACGGCCACCAGGCGCUGCUUGGCCGCGUCCCUCUCCGACACGGCCCGCGCCGUGCGCACCUCGCCGCUCUGCAGCCCCACGCGGAACAGCGCCGGCUCCGACGCCUGCACCAGCUCGUACGACAGCCACGCGUUGCGCCCCGCGUCCGCGUCCACCGCCACCACCUUGCCCACCAGGUACCCGGACGACGCCGAACGCGGCACCACCUCGAAAGCCGAACCCACCGAGCCCGGCGACGAUCCCGACGCCGCCGGCGGGGGCGGGUAGAGCACCCGCGGCGCGUUGUCGUUCUGGUCGAGCACGAAGACGCGCACCGUGGCCGUCGAGCUGCGCGCCGGCGACCCGCCGUCCUGCGCCCGCACGGCCACCGAGAACUCGCGGCACUGCUCGUAGUCCAACGAGCGCUGCGCGUACACCGCGCCGCUCCGCGCCUCCACCGACACCAGCGGCGCCGCGCCCGCCGCGCCCGCGCUGCCGCCCGACAGCCAGUAGCUCACGCGCCCGUUCGCGCCCGCGUCCAAGUCCCGAGCCACAACGCGCAACACCAGCAAGCCCACCGCGUUGUUCUCCCGCACGUACGCGCUGUACGACGCCUCCUCGAACACCGGCGCGUUGUCGUUCACGUCCGACACCUCCAGCACCAGCUCCCUGCUGCUCC